Perkinsus marinus ATCC 50983 is the source of this 246-nucleotide messenger RNA. RefSeq lists its product as hypothetical. The record is from RefSeq and is a predicted model, not a curated record. Lineage: Eukaryota; Perkinsozoa; Perkinsida; Perkinsidae. The transcript has a single exon. The annotation marks the transcript as partial.
AUGCUUUUCUUCCACACCAGGACAACAGCUCGUCCCUCCGAGAAGGUUCGUCAUGAGACUAAGAGCGAAAUGAGCGUCGGCCGUAAGAUCGAUAUGUUGCUCGGACAGAACGGCAGGCCUUGCCGCGAGUCCUCACUGGAAGCCGUGUCUCUCGAACCCUGUUGUAUCUGUCUAGAACAAGGUCCCGAUUUCGUCCUGUGUUGUGGUCACUCCUUCCACCGCGAAUGCCUCGAGGAGUGGCUCACU